Messenger RNA from Pelobates fuscus (common spadefoot toad), 3030 nucleotides. RefSeq names its product ubiquitin specific peptidase 35 (gene USP35). The record is from RefSeq and is a predicted model, not a curated record. Gene Ontology annotation, cellular component: cytosol; nucleus. The coding region runs from base 1 to 3030 and encodes 1009 amino acids. Gene Ontology annotation, molecular function: cysteine-type deubiquitinase activity. The transcript has 10 exons. Gene Ontology annotation, biological process: ubiquitin-dependent protein catabolic process; protein deubiquitination. Lineage: Eukaryota; Metazoa; Chordata; Amphibia; Anura; Pelobatidae.
AUGGAUAAAAUCCUUGAAGCGGUCAUGCAGUCUUCUUAUCCAAUGUAUAUUAAGCAGAGCUUGGCUCGAAGAGUCAUUGAAGCCUCAAAACAACCUAUUGAUAGCGAGCAGUGCUGGUCUAUGCUGGAACUGUCCACCAAACUCUUCUUCUUGAGCGAGUCCUGUUUUGCAAGAGAGACAGCCAGAGAAAUCCUGGAAGUCUAUGGCAGGUAUCAUUCCGAGGAAUUUGAAGAAUUUUUCAAUGCCAGAUUUAUUCUGACUUUACUUCAGGAAGGUUAUGGAACACAGGGUAAGAAACAUCCAUAUAUACUGGAUUACAUAAGUCUUGGACUUCCAUUUGUACUGGACAAACCAACCACUGAGGACAUCUUCAGAAUUCUCAGAAUAGAAGUGCUUCGUACUGUAUGUGAAAGACCAAGUCUUGCUAUUUGUGUUAGGAUUAGCAGGCUUUUAACUACGUACCCUCAGUGUGUUCCCGUGAGAAAACAUCAGGUUCUGUUCUGCCAGCAGCUGAUAAGAUGUAUUGGAAGGUUUCAUUGCACAUCAGAUGGUGAGGAAGGAAUUGUUCAUUACUUGGACCAGGUAAACACAGUCACGGGACUACUGCAAAAUAUCUGGAAGAUUCAGCCUACUUUAGUCCUUGCAUCUUUAAAGGAACUGUUUGCCAUUAUUUCAUCAACAGAAGAUUCCGAAGCUCCUUCUAAUUCGCUGGCAAGUGUGGUGCAGUAUAUUCCAUUGGAGCCAAUGGAAGAUGUGGUGAGAAAUUUGGCCAAUUCUGACAGUGUAGCAGACUCACAGAUGAUGACAGCUAUCAGCAGGAUGAUCGAUUGGGUGUCUUGGCCUUUAGUGAAGAACAUUGACAAGUGGAUAAUCGCUUUACUAAAGGGUUUGGCUGCUGUGAAAAAAUUUAGUAUAUUGAUUGAAGUCACCCUUUCCAAAAUACAAAAGGUGUUCUCCAAGCUGAUAUAUCCUGUAGUCCGGGAAGGAGCCCUCUCUGUUCUCAGGUAUAUGUUGCUGAGUUUCCAGCAUUCACCCGAAGCAUUUCAUUUGAUUAUUCCCCACAUACCCCAGCUGAUUCUCUGCCUCGCCAGAGAAAGCUCUAAUUCUUCAAGCAGUUGCCUUGAGCAGUUGGCCGAACUCAUUCACUGCAUGGUCUUCCGUUUCUCCGGAUACCCUGACCUCUACGAGCCUGUGAUGGAGGCAGUAAAGAAACUCCCCACACCGAAUGAAGACAAAAUAAAACAGUUGCUCGGGCAGAAUGCAUGGACCUCCCAGAAAUAUGAACUGGCUUCCUAUUACCCCAGACUCGCAGCAAAAUCCGACACGGGGAAAAUUGGCCUGAUCAACCUAGGAAAUACAUGUUACAUGAACAGCAUACUGCAAGCCCUGUUCAUGGCAUCAGAUUUUAGACACUCCGUGCUCUGUUUGAGAGACAGUAAUUCCCAGCCACUGAUGAUGAAACUGCAGUAUCUGUUUGCUUUUCUAGAACACAGUCAGCGUCCUGCCGUCUCACCUGAAAGUUUCCUCGCUUCUUCGUGGCCUCCGUGGUUCACUCCAGGCGUUCAGCAAGACUGCUCUGAGUAUUUGAAGUAUCUUCUGGAUCAGCUUCAUGAAGAAGAGAAAACGGGAAAGAGAAUAUCUCAAAUGCUUGCUCAAGCAAGUGGUGGCAUUCAGUUGAAAACGUCACAGUCAUGCAGCAUGACAUUAAUUGAGCAGAUGUUCGGCGGAAGAAUUCUAACGAGAAUCCGUUGUUUCAAAUGUCAAGGUGUUUCUUCCAGAGAAGAAAAAUUUACCGACUUGUCACUUGCUUUUCCUCCAAAGGAUGGCAGUAUGCCCGAUUUUCCUAAAAAAACACAUACUUCAGUUUUACCAGUGGAAGAAAUAGGACCACAAAAUUCCAAGGUAGCACCUAAAGUCCAAGGUCAUCAGACCACUACAUUUCCAGAAAGUUUGAGAUGGCAUCAGAAAGCAGAGGAGCAUCGUGGGAUGGUAGCACCUAUUGAGUCUUUGGGUUCUCAAGGAAAAAUAAGUCAACAGGAGUCUUUCAUGUCAAUGGCUGAAGACAAAGAUGAAAAUAACUGUUCUGUUUUAGAAAGCAGGAAUGCUUUAACUGUCUUGUCUAGGAAAACAACUACCGGCUUCAAAUCUUCCCUUGCCUUGGCUGAUUUAAUCAACCAUUUCCUUAGUCCAGAGAUGCUUACAUCAGAAAAUAAGUACCGUUGUGAAACAUGUGUCUCCUUACAGGAUGCUGAGAAGGUUGUUGAACUUACCACAAGUCCAAAGUACCUUAUUCUGACUCUGCUCAGGUUUUCUUUUGAUUUGAAGACCAUGAGGAGAAAAAAGAUAUUGGACAAUGUAUCUGUUCCAUUGGUUCUGAAGUUACCUGUUAAUGUGGAAGCCUCUCAGACAGGCGGUGGAACCACAGAAAGAAACACAAGAUGUGGUUUAGCCAAGGAUCAUCGGUCUGUCACCUAUGAUCUAUGCACUGUAAUUGUACAUUCUGGAUUAUCCUCAGAGAGUGGACACUACUAUUGUUAUGCUAGAGACUGUACGGAUAAAGACAGUCAAAGACAGUCAAGUGCUGGUAUUAGACGGUUUACCUCUGACAAACAUAUAGACCUGGAAAUUCAGUGGUACCUCUUCAAUGACACUCGAGUCUCGUUCUCAUCAUUUGAAUCAGCCAGCAACGUAACAUCUUUUUUCCCUAAAGACACAGCGUAUGUACUUUUGUAUAGACAGAGACAUCAGAAAAACAUGGGUUCUGGUUCCAACUUGGCAAAAGUUGAUGCUAUGUCACACGGAGACAUCUCUCUUAACAAAGAGCUGAUGGAAGCCAUCACCAAAGACAAUAUUAAGUAUUUGCAGGAACAGGAGAAAGACGCCCGUAACACAGCAGCAUACAUUUCUCCGCUUCUCAAGUCUCCUCCAUGGUGGCAUAACAAUGAUAAUGAUAGUGAUGAUGAAGGUUCACCAGGCGGCCUGGGACCAUCUGCAGGAGGUUCUGGAACAUUCCAUGGACUUGUGUUCUAG